This is a messenger RNA of Heterocephalus glaber (naked mole-rat), 530 nucleotides long. The record is from RefSeq and is a predicted model, not a curated record. Lineage: Eukaryota; Metazoa; Chordata; Mammalia; Rodentia; Bathyergidae.
GAACCGCCAUCUUCCAGUAAUUUGCCAAAAUGACGAACACAAAGGGAAAGAGGAGGGGAACCUGGUAUAUGUUCUCUAGGCCUUUUAGAAAACAUGGGGUUGUUCCUUUGGCCACAUACAUGCGAAUCUACAAAAAGGGCGAUAUUGCAGACAUCAAGGGAAUGGGUACUGUUCAAAAAGGAAUGCCACACAAAUGUUACCAUGGCAAAACUGGAAGAGUCUACAGUGUUACCCAGCAUGCUGUUGGCAUUAUUGUAAACAAGCAAGUUAAGGGCAAGAUACUUGCCAAGAGAAUUAAUGUGCGCAUUGAACAUAUUAAACACUCAAAGAGUCAAGAUAGCUUCCUGAAACGGGUCAAGGAAAAUGGUCAGAAAAAGAAGGAAGCCAAAGAGAAAGGUACCUGGGUUCAACUGAAGCACCAGCCUGCCCCACCCAGAGAAGUACACUUUGUGAGAACCUAUUCCCUAUGAAUUCAUGGCAUAAGCUGGGGAUGUAGCUCUGCCACGCAGCACCUAAUUAGCGGCUGAAUG